Messenger RNA from Notechis scutatus (mainland tiger snake), 1090 nucleotides. Lineage: Eukaryota; Metazoa; Chordata; Lepidosauria; Squamata; Elapidae. The record is from RefSeq and is a predicted model, not a curated record.
AUGUUCCAGUACCACAGUGAGAUGGGCAUCCAUGAGAGAGAUCAGAAAAAAUGGGCGCUGAUCCGAAAUGUCAACCAAGCGCUGAAAGUCCAUCCGCUUUUGUCGGGGGAUUAUGUAUGGAUGGACCUCAGGACCAGACGGGAAUUCGAUGUUCCCAUCGGAGCGGUGGUCAAGCUAUGUGAUUCCGGACAGAUCCAGGUCAUCGACGACGAAGGAAAUGAGCACUGGGUCUCUCCUCAAAAUGCUGGCCACAUCAAACCGAUGCACCCGACUUCCAUUCAUGGGGUGGAAGACAUGAUCCGUUUGGGGGAUCUGAACGAGGCUGGCAUUCUGAGAAACCUUUUCAUCCGCUAUCAGGAGCGCCUGAUUUACACAUACACAGGCUCAAUCCUGGUGGCCGUAAAUCCCUACCAGCUGCUUCCCAUUUACUCCCCAGACCAGAUCCGUCUCUACACCAACAAAAAAAUUGGGGAGAUGCCCCCCCACAUUUUUGCCAUCGCGGACAAUUGCUACUUCAACAUGCAAAGGAACAACAGGGACCAGUGUUGUAUUAUAAGUGGUGAGUCGGGUGCGGGAAAAACCGAAAGCACCAAGUUGAUCCUUCAGUUCCUCGCGGCCAUCAGCGGUCAGCAUUCCUGGAUCGAACAGCAGGUCCUGGAAGCCAACCCCAUCUUGGAAGCUUUUGGCAACGCCAAGACCAUUCGCAACGACAACUCAAGCCGGUUUGGCAAAUACAUUGACAUCCAUUUCAACAAGCGAGGGGCGAUUGAGGGAGCUAAAAUCGAGCAGUACCUCUUGGAGAAAUCCCGCGUCUGUCGACAGGCUCGAGAUGAGAGAAACUAUCACAUAUUUUACUGCAUGCUGAAAGGAAUGAGCUCGGAGCAGAAAAAAAUGCUGGGACUUAGGAAGGCAAUGGAUUAUAACUACCUUUCCAUGGGCAACUGCAUUACUUGUGACGGUAGAGACGAUAGCAAAGAAUACUCCAACAUCCGGGCAGCCAUGAAAGUCCUGAUGUUCACCGACACGGAGAACUGGGAAAUCUGCAAACUUUUGGCCUCCAUCCUGCAUAUGGGAAACCUGCGAUACGAAG